This is a messenger RNA of Anopheles stephensi (Asian malaria mosquito), 13539 nucleotides long. It is a transcript of the gene Dnah3, whose product is annotated as dynein heavy chain 3, axonemal. The transcript is spliced from 17 exons. Gene Ontology annotation, biological process: microtubule-based movement. Gene Ontology annotation, cellular component: dynein complex. Lineage: Eukaryota; Metazoa; Arthropoda; Insecta; Diptera; Culicidae. Gene Ontology annotation, molecular function: dynein light intermediate chain binding; dynein intermediate chain binding; ATP binding. The record is from RefSeq and is a predicted model, not a curated record.
UACAAGCUGUGCGUUUAAAACGAUUUUCUCUAAAGAUUUGUUCUUAGUUUGAGCAAAACAAUGCGACGAACGAAGAAACCCAAGCCCAAACUCAAGCGUCAUAUCGAAGAUGUUCCAUUUUACAAAUUUAACCACGGAAAGGAUGAGCUUCCUCUGGAUCCGGCACGCACCUUUAUAGAGGAACAAAUCGGGAAAAUUCACUCCACCAAAUCGAGCUGCUUCACCAAGGACUACAGUCUUCAUCGUACUCCGCGCGGUGAUGGUACGCUUGACCCCGAACUACUGCCAACCGAAUGUGCCACAUCGUUCCCUCACCCCGACCCUAGCCCGCGUCCCUCGACAUCGAAGAUUUACUGUCGUGGUGAACCUGCCCGAGACGUGCGUGGUCCAUUGGCUGGAAAAGACAAAGACGCCACCGAUCGUAUGAUUGAGGUGUACAAGCGUUUCCGGUUGAAAAUUUUUCACGACCUAGCGCUCACCAAACCGGUGCUUAGGGGCAACGAGUUUUUCCGUCGCUAUGGUCGCAACGAUGAUGACGGUCGCCGGAAGUUACCAUCGCUGUGGCGAAAGAAGCGCCCUCAAAAGUUUCAGUUUGACGAGUUCGCAUACCGUACGCCGGAGGAAAACGAGGAAGCGUUGCGUCGCAUACAGAAGCAUCUGGAUAAGAUGAUUGCAAAGAGUAUACGGGAGGCGGAAAAACGACGCCGGGAAAAGGAAGAGCAAGAGCGAAGACCUCAGUUUUGCACCUCCAAGAGCAAGAAUGUUUAUCAGGUGAAGGUGAAAAAUAAACGACUUACCAAUGAGCAGUACAUCAAGAAACUCAAGCAAUCGGAAAGCAUGAAACUGAAAUAUCUUCAAGCCUUACUGCCCGUCCAUCCGGAUGAGCAAAAGCAUAAAAUACUUUCACGAUACGAGCAAAACUUCCGCCAUGCAAUGUAUUUCUUCGACGACGCAAUGAAGCAGCGCACACUGAACGUGCUCGAUCAGCUGGAUGUGCGGAAGAUCAACCACUAUCCUUCACAUUUGAUCAAAAAGAUACUGCCGCGAGUAGAUCAACGGCUAAACCAUCUCAAGCAGGCGUACAAGUUCAUCCUGGAAGAGGAACAGCUGUGGCCCGACGUUUAUCCCGAGGUGAUACUGAUGGACUACCUCUUCGAUACCGAUCACGGUGUGGCACGAGAUCAGGCCGUUUUCUUCAUCAUACUGCUCAUGGACCUGCAGGAAGACUACCGGUACUACGUUAAGCGUGCCUUUCUACGGUACAUACUACGCUCGGAAGCGGAACGAUCCCGCCUUCAACUUGCGAUCGAACCACCCGAGUUCCCGAUCGCCACUAUGGUCGCUCCAGUUCCGUGGAAGUGUUCCAUACAGAUAGCAAAGAAUCGGCUGGAGGAGGUUCUCAUGAUUAACCACCCAGUGCUGCAAGCGAUCAAUAUGCUAUGGCACAAGCUGUACAGCAAUUUGUUGGUGGUCGAUUCGGUGAAAUUUUACAGCACCGACAUACCGAUGCAUGCUGACAAAAUAACUGAAAUGAUACACAACAGCUGUCGAAUAACGAGAGACAUUUUGAUCAACGACUGGAUGCCACGAGUAGCAGAUCUGGUAGAUGUGAUGCGCAAAUACUGGAAAGAUCUGGUACCGCGCAACUCCAGCCACGGUGGACGGGGCACUAUCUUUUUCAACUGCAUCCACGCGCUCACCUCAUACCAUCUGCAGGAACUCAUCAAGAAGAGUCUGGAUCAUCUUGUUGAAGCGUUGGAAGUGUAUCGGGAGGGCGAUGUUGCCGGAGAGGAGCCAAAGGUGAAGAAGAAACCCUUCAUGACUCUCACCGUCUCGGUAGUUGGGCAACACCACACAGACAUCGAAAAAACUACUGAGAAAAGUGACCUCUCGCUGUACCAGGUGGACGACGAUGAUCCUGACAUACUGGCCUCAGAGUCGGACGACUUCGUGCUGACCAACAGUGACGAACGAAGAACUUCCUUCAUUGUGGAGAGCAGCGGCAAGAUCAUCAUCUAUCCGUACAUGGAGGAACUGCCCGACCUGUUCAAAAGCUACUUCGUCAAGAUACUGAAGGUGGGCUACAAGAUCCCAAGGCUCGAGUACUAUCUCACUCAGGACGAGAAGCAGCUGGGCUAUCUGCACUUCAUACGCACCGAUAACGAUGACAUGCAGAAGUUGUACGAGCGUGUGAAGAGGAUUGUCAUUGCCAACCAGACCGGUCCGACGGUGUACCUGUAUCCGAUGUACGAGUACUACUUCCCGGUGUUGGCAAACAAGAUGAAGCUCAUUACGGAGGGCAUUUUCUCACAACUAGAGCUUCCGCCACUGGACAUUUUCAAAGAGCUGGUUCAAAAAUUUACCGACCUAUUGAAUGGCAUCUACUACCUGCGAGAUUUCAUACCGCUCAAUCUGUUCAUGCUCGAUAAUAGCAGAUUGAACAAGGUGCUGGAAAAGCUUGUGAACGAUCUCAAGAACUUUGUCAUCAACUAUUUCAUCACGCUCAAUCAGGUGGAUAAUAGAAGAAUUUGUGACGAGUUCGAGGAUAUGUCGCUGCACGCUGGUGAAAGACCCAAAGAGACGCCGGAAGUCGUCGCCCUGCAGAACUAUCUUACCCAAUGCCGGGAGGAGCGCAUGUACCAGCUUACAAGCGAAAUCAAACAAGUCGCACAGCGAGUUAUUUUCUUACUCACUCAUGCCAUUCUUGAUCGUAUGUCAUUUAUGUUCUCGUUCCAAACGUAUGGCUUUCUUAGUAGACUCUAUUUUUAAACUACCUUUUCUCCAUCAGAGGAAGACAUCAAUCUCAACUCCCGGCUGUUCCUGUGGCCCAAAGAGCUGGAAAAGGUGCUCGACCUUAGCGGGGCCCGAUUAUCAGUGGUUCGUGAAAACCUUGAAACGUCCUUACGCGAACGUCGUGUCAAAUUCGAACAGUACUUGAUGACGGAAAAGAAAAAGAUGGAUCACUUUCGUACGAGAGAAAUACGCGAAAUGCUCUCGCUGGACGAUCUGCGCGAUAAAGUGGAUACGGUGGAUGGGUUGAUGAAGAUUUUAGAAGAUUGUAGCAGAGAGGCAAAGGAAAUCAACACGAACGAGAACUUACUGCAGAUCGAUCUUUCCUUCUUCCCGUCGCUUAAUGAGAUGAUCGAAAAGAUGGGACCGGUUGAGAAGCUGUGGCAUACCGCGUACAAGUUUGACACCUGUCACGAGGUGUGGUACUUUGGGCCUUUCAAAGAUCUCGAUGCGGACAUCAUACGGAACGCGGUGGAGGAGAUGUAUCAAGCGAUCUCGGUACUGCUGAAGGAGCUUACCGGUAGCCCACAGGCGAAGCGUGUCGCCGAGCAGAUACGCAUGAAGGUGGAAAAGUUUAAGGUGUACCUCCCGAUCCUGGAGUCUGUCUGCCGCCAGGGGCUGUGCGAUCGCCAUUGGAAGCAGAUCUCGGAAGAACUGGGCCAAGAAGUGAACCCCGCCGUGCACAAUUCGCUCAGCCAGAUGGUGGAGAUCGAUAUCGUCAAGAUACAGGAGCGUCUCGAGGAGAUCUCCAACGCGGCCGGCAAAGAGUACGAGCUGAACAUUCAGCUUGUCAACAUGCAGGAAGAGUGGACCGACGUGCUAUUCGUUUGCGUGCCGUACCGGGACAGCGAUAUGUACAUCCUAUCCUCCGUCGACGAGAUACAGACUCUGCUGGACGAUCACAUUCUGAAGGCGCAGGCGAUGCGAGGAUCCCCAUAUAUUGCUGCACUCGGCACGAAAGCAAACAACUGGGAGGACAAGCUCAUUUCCAUGCAAGACAUUAUCGAUACCUGGCUGCAGGUGCAGGCGACCUGGAUGUAUCUCGAGCCGAUUUUCAGCUCCGAGGACAUCCUGCGUCAGAUGCCGACCGAGGGCCGCCACUUCAAGGCUGUCGACCGUGUAUUCCGCAAGAUCAUGAAACACACCACGGCCGAUGCGCACGUCAUCCAGGCGACAGACUAUCCAGAGCUGCUGAACACGCUCCGGAAGGCGUACACCGAUCUGGAGGAGAUCCAGAAGGGUCUCAAUAUGUAUCUCGAGAAGAAGCGGCUCUUCUUUGCCCGCUUCUUUUUCCUCUCAAACGACGAGCUGUUGGAAAUUUUGUCCGAAACAAAGGAUCCGCUACGUGUGCAGCCACAUCUGAAGAAGUGCUUCGAAGGCAUUCACUCGCUGCAGUUCGAUCAGCAGAUGGAGAUCGUGGCGAUUACUUCUGCUGAACAGGAAGUGAUUCCGUGCGUACGAAAGGUCAACCCCAAUCUUGCCAACGGUUUAGUUGAAAAAUGGCUAAAGGAGGUCGAGACAGUAAUGUUGGAAAGUGUCAAGGAACAGAUUUGGCAGUCGUACGAGCGCUACCCGAACGAUCCUCGCAAAGUGUGGGUACUGAACUGGCCUGGUCAGGCCGUGCAAGUCGUAUCGUGUCUGAAAUGGACUGAGGAGGCCGAAGAAGCGAUACAGCAAGGACAGCUUCCGCAGUUUGGAAAAAUCUGUAGCAAUCAGAUAGCAGAGUUGGUGGAUCUAGUGCGAGGAAAUCUCAGCACUGGAGCAACGAUCACCAUCGAGGCUCUGAUCGUCGUCGAUGUACACGCUCGGGACAUUGUCAAUUUGCUCGUCGAGAAGCAGAUAAGCGACGUCGGGGAUUUCAACUGGUUCUCACAGCUUCGGUACUACUGGCGUAUUGACGACGAUGACAAGCAAAGCUACGUCGGUGUCAGUAUGGUCACCACAGACCUUAAGUACGGCAUGGAGUAUCUUGGCAAUACGGGACGGCUCGUAACGACACCACUCACCGAUCGAUGCUUCCGCACUCUGAUGGGUGCGUUUAAGCUGAACCUGGGCGGAGCUCCUGAGGGACCGGCCGGUACCGGCAAGACAGAAACCUGUAAAGAUCUUGCCAAAGCAGUUGCAAAGAAGUGCGUCGUAUUCAACUGCUCCGAUGGGUUGGAUUACAAAGCGUUGGGUAAAUUCUUCAAGGGUCUCGCCCAGUCCGGUUCGUGGGCAUGCUUCGACGAGUUCAACCGUAUCGAGCUAGAGGUGCUCUCAGUCGUAGCACAACAGAUUCUCACCAUACAACAUGCCAUCGCACAGAAGAUUGCCAAAUUUACGUUCGAAGAUACGCACCUGAAGCUUGACCCUACGUGCAACAUUUUCAUCACGAUGAAUCCUGGCUAUGCGGGACGUACGGAGCUGCCAGAUAACUUGAAGGUGUUGUUCCGCACGGUAGCCAUGAUGGUACCCGAUUAUGCCAUGAUCGGUGAGAUCACACUCUACUCCAACGGGUUUGAUAAUGCUCGUGUGCUGGCGCAGAAGAUCGUUCACACGUACAAGCUCUGCUCGGAACAGCUGUCCUCGCAGUUCCACUACGACUACGGUAUGCGGGCGGUCAAAUCCGUCCUAAUGGCAGCAGGUUCAUUGCGGCGUACUCAACCACACCUGGCAGAGGAUCAAAUCGUGUUGCGUGCUAUUAUUGAUGUGAAUCUACCAAAGUUCUUGCAACAGGAUAUACCUCUGUUCGAAGGCAUCUACAAGGAUCUGUUUCCUGGCGUCAAUCUUCCUCCGCCUGCUCGAGACGACAUUGUGCGCAUAUUGCUGGUGAAGUUGGUGAAAAGGAAGCUACAGCCUACCGCUUGGUACAUUGAUAAGAUCAUGCAGAUCUACGAGAUGAUGCUUGUGCGCCACGGUUUAAUGAUAGUUGGCGAAUCGAUGGGAGGUAAAACGACGGCCUAUCAAGUGUUGGCGGAAACGCUACGUGAGCUACGUGUCGAGAAGGGACCAAAGUGUGAGGAGCAAGGUGUGCAGUACCGCAUCAUAAAUCCAAAGUCCAUUUCUAUGGGGCAAUUGUACGGUAGCUUCGAUCCAGCAUCGCAUGAAUGGUCGGACGGGGUAUUAGCGAACACCUUCCGAGAGAUGGUAAACACAACGAGCCCAGAGCGGCAGUGGAUUUUGUUUGACGGACCGGUUGAUGCGGUAUGGAUCGAGAAUCUAAACACGGUGCUCGAUGACAACAAGAAGCUGUGCUUGAUGUCAGGAGAAAUUAUUCAGAUGACAAAACUUAUGAAUCUUGUGUUCGAACCAGUUGAUCUGGAGCAAGCGUCUCCUGCAACCGUAUCCAGAUGCGGUAUGAUCUACAUGGAGCCACACCAGCUAGGAUGGAUCGCUCUACACAAAUCUUUUCUGCUAGUGCUAGAAGAGAAAGGAGUGUCGGAGAUUAGCAUCGGUGUGUUCGAACAGUUGGUAGAGUGGUUGAUACCUCCAUCGCUGAAAUUUCUGAAGAUGGUUAAAACCGUCCUACCAAUCUCCGAGAUGCAAUGCUAUUCGAUGUUCUCCAAGUUCUUCUACAUAUUUUGCACACGCAUACCAAACUACACACAGAUACAGUUUCAGCAGACUUUCCUCUUCUGUUUCGCUUGGGGCUAUUUUUCGUCCGUCACCAACGAGGGACGCAAAAUGAUAGAUCCCCUGCUGCGGAAGAUACUGUACGGUGCCAAUGAAGAUCACCCGAAGCCGAAACACUUCUCCCUUAACCGUGGCCAGAUGUACCCGGAAAAGAUGAACUUCAUGGACUAUCGAUUCGAUGAGCACGAAAAUUGGUGGCCUUGGCAAACAACCGAAGAGCUCGUGCUUCCGGAAGCGUGCAUCGUUUCGGAGCUGAUGAUUCCUACCAAAGAAACUGGCUACAUUCUUUACUGGACCAAUCUAUGCGUUCGCAACGGUAUUCCGAUCCUGCUGGCCGGUCCAACCGGAACAGGCAAAAGUGCUACCAUUUCUAACUACAUUCGAGAACUACCCAAGGCGAAAUUUAUCUCCAACAUUAUUAACUGUUCCGCACGGAGCACAGCCGCCCAGGUGCAAGACACGAUCAUGAGCAAACUGGAUCGUCGACGAAAGGGCGUGUACGGGCCACCAGUCGGAAAGGAGUGUGUCAACUUCAUCGACGAUCUUGCCAUGCCGGCUCGUGACGACUAUGGUUCACAGCCACCAUUGGAGCUCGUACGCACUUGGCUCGACCAUCGUAUAUGGUCCGAUCUGCGCGAUACAUCCAAGAUCGAGUUGAUCGAUUUACUGCUUAUCGCGGCUAUGGGACCGAUCGGAGGCAGUAACUACAUCCCGCAGCGACUCUAUCGCCACAUGUUCGUGAUGUCAAUAGAUUCCUUCGAAGAUACCACCCUGAUGCGCAUAUUCUCAUCCAUCGGUGAUUGGCACUUUGCGAAAGGGUUUCCGGAGCCCGUCGCCCGACUCAGCAAGCUGCUCAGCCAAGCAGCAAUUGCGGUGUAUCGUGGAGCGAUCGAAAACUUUCUUCCAACACCGGCAAAGUCACACUAUCUCUUCUCUCUACGGGACGUUUCCCGCGUGUAUCAAGGGAUCGUUCUUCUACCCUCAAAAAAGCUACCCGAUCCGGAGAAGCUGGUACGUCUCUGGGUGCACGAAACGUAUCGCGUGUUUUGCGAUCGAUUAGUAGAAGAUGACGAUAAGCUGAAGCUACUUCGUCUAGUCGAUGAUGCGUGCGUUACACAUCUACGCUUGAAGCUUGAGCAAGCCUUUGGUGAUCGUCUCGAACCGGGCCAGAAGGUAUCAGAUAAACAUAUACGCGAUCUGCUGUUCGGUAACUACAUGGAACCUGCCGCCGUAACUCGGAUCUACGACGAGGUUGACAACUGGGAACAGCUGGAAAAGAACAUCAACUUCUAUCUGUCGGAGUACAACGAACGAUCGAAAUCGCCCAUGAACUUGGUCCUGUUCCGGUUUGCCAUCGAACACAUAUCCCGCGUGUCACGAGUUCUCCAGAUGCCCCGAGGACACCUGCUGAUGGUAGGUCUCGGAGGUUCUGGACGACGGAGCACCGUGAAGCUAGCGUCCAGCAUGAGCGACUCGCUCGUCUUUCAGGUAGAAGUAACACGCAGCUACACACUCAACGAGUGGCGCGAGGAUAUGAAAAAGCUUCUGAUGUAUGCGGGCUGCGAAGGGAAACGAACCGUCUUCCUGUUUAACGACUCGCAGGCAAAGGAGGAAGCCUUCGUGGAGGACAUCAAUUCGCUUCUCAACACUGCCGACCUGCCCAAUCUAUUCCAGGCCGAGGAGAAGGCGGUGAUCCUCGAACAAAUGCAAAUCAUCGUUCAGGCCACGAACAAACCAAUCGAUCUGACAGCGCUGUCACUCUACAGCUUUUUCGUGGAACGUGUCCGCGAGAACCUUCACAUAGCGCUGGCGUUCUCGCCGAUUGGAGACUCAUUCAAGAAGCGGCUUCGUAUCUAUCCCUCGCUCAUCAACUGCUGCACAAUCGAUUGGUUCACGGCUUGGCCCGAUGAUGCGCUGCAGAAGGUGGCCGAAUUUUUCAUUCGCUCGAUGGAUCUCGUCAGCAGUCAGGAGAGAUUGUCCAUGUCACGCGAGUCAUCGAGCGUCGAGGUGGUAGAGCCAGCGGACGAAAAGGAUCCAAAGGUACGCAAGCUCACCGAGCUGGAGGUCAAGCUUAUCGACUGUGUGCUGGUCUUCAAUGACUCUGUAGUCGAUAAUUCGAACCGCUUCUUUAACGAGCUGGGUCGUCGUAACUACGUAACUCCAACUUCCUAUCUGGAGAUGUUACGCUCGUUCAAAGACUUGUACCACAAAAAGUACUCGGAAACCAUUACACAACGCGAUCGUUACACUACCGGAUUGGAAAAGCUAGACUUUGCCGCCGGCCAGGUAUCGGUCAUGCAGAACCAGCUGCAAGAUCUGCAACCGAUGCUGAAACAAACGUCCGACGAAACGGAGAAAAUUAUGGUCAAUAUCGAGCGCGAAACGGCGGAAGCUGAAAAGAAGAAGGAAAUCGUGGGAGCUGAUGAAACGGCAGCGAACGAGGCCGCCGCAUCCGCACAAGCGAUUAAGGACGAUUGUGAAAGCGAUCUGCAGGAAGCGGUGCCGGCCCUUGAGGCCGCUCUAGCUGCCCUUGAUACGCUCAAACCGGCAGAUAUUACUGUGGUGAAGUCGAUGAAAAACCCGCCGUCGGGUGUGAAGCUCGUACUGGAAGCGGUUUGCGUUAUUCGAGGCAUCAAACCUGAUAGGAAGCCUGAUCCGAAUGGUCACUUGGUGGAAGACUACUGGGGACCUUCGCAAAAGAUGCUGGGAGACCUCAAAUUUCUGGACAGCUUGAAGACCUUCGACAAGGAUAACAUCCCCAUACCUGUUAUGAAGAAAAUCAGAGAAGUAUACAUUGCCGAUCGUGAGUUUGUGCCGGAGAAAAUCAAAAGCAUUUCAAUGGCCUGUGAAGGUCUCUGUCGCUGGGUGCGUGCAAUGGAGAUCUACGACCGUGUCGCCAAAAUUGUAGCACCGAAAAAGAUCGCUCUAGCCGAAGCAGAAGCCGAGCUGGCAAUGCAGAUGGAAAAGCUCAACUCGAAGCGUGCCGAGCUGCAGGAAAUCCUCGACAAGCUGCAGAAGCUGAACGAUUUCUUUGCCGAAAAGUCGCGAGAAAAGAAACGCCUCGAGGACGAAAUCGAUAGCUGCGAAAAGAAGCUGAUCCGAGCGGAGCAGCUGAUCGGUGGUCUUGGUGGAGAAAAGCGACGAUGGUCCGAGUGUGCUUUCAAUUUGCACCAAUCGCUUAGCAACGUGGUGGGAGAUGUGCUGUUGGCCGCCGGAUGUGUAGCCUAUCUUGGCUGCUUCACCACCGAGUUCCGCUCGACAAUCGUUCAGGCAUGGAACGCAGAAGCGGUCACGCGUCGUAUACCGUGCACCGAGAAUUUCUCCUUGAUCACGACGCUCGGCAAUCCGUUGCAAAUUCGUAGCUGGUCUAAUUGGGGCCUGCCGACCGAUAACUUUUCCGUCGAGAAUGGAAUUAUUGUGAAGCAUGCACGUCGCUGGCCGCUCAUGAUUGAUCCAGAGGGACAGGCGAAUAAGUGGGUGAAGAACAUGGAGAAAGCGAACAACCUCAAGAUCAUCCAACAAAUGGAAGCCAACUAUAUGCGCAUCGUGGAGAAUGCUAUUAUCAACGGGUACCCGGUGCUGCUAGAGAAUGUCGGUGAGAACAUCGAUUCCGGAUUCAACUCGAUUCUCGAGAAAAACAUCAUCUACCAGAAAGGAUCGUACAAUAUUAAGUUUGGUGAUGGUAUGAUUGAGUAUAAUGACAACUUCCGCUUCUACAUCACGACCAACCUGCGAAAUCCGCACUAUCUGCCCGAAACGGCCGUCAUGGUGACGCUGAUGAACUUCAUGAUCACGGAACAGGGCUUGCGAUCGCAGCUGCUCGGUACGGUAAUCGUACAGGAGCGUCCAGAUUUGCAGGAGAAAAAGGAGUCGCUCAUCAUAGAAUCGGCUCAAAACCAGGAGGCACUGUACAACGCCGAGGCUAAGAUCCUGCAGGUGCUUUCAACUGCCGAAGGAAACAUUCUGGACGAUGAGAACGCGAUCGACAUACUCACCUCGAGCAAACAGCUGUCGGAAGAGAUACAGGCGAAGCAGAUAGUUGCCGUCGCUACUGAGGCGGAGAUUGAUGCCGCUAGACAACAGUACAUACCGGUAGCACGUCAUUCGGCUGUGAUCUUCUUCUGUACGGCUGAGCUGGCAAACAUUGAUCCCAUGUACCAGUUCAACUUAACCUGGUUCCUGAAUAUCUUUGUGCAGGCGAUCCUUAAUUCACCUAAAUCUGAUGAUUUGGAGCAGCGUUUAAAACACCUCACUGACUACUUUACCAUGGCCAUCUACAGCAACGUAUGUCGCUCGUUGUUCGAGAAGGAUAAGCUAAUGUUUUCGUUCGUGUUGUGUCUGGGGAUUAUGCGAGGUCGGGGAGAUAUCAAAGAUGCAGAACUGUCUUUCUUGUUGGCCGGUGGACUAGCAUUGGACAACCCCUACCCAAACCCCGCACCAGAAUGGCUCACGGAUAAAUGUUGGUCGGAAAUAGUGCGUGCCGGAUCGUUACCCUCUCUCAAAGAACUUCCACAAUCGUUUAUGCGCAACAUCGAACAAUGGAAAGCUUUCAACGAUCAAAAUGAUCCCGAUGCACAACCACUUCCAGAACCAUUCGAUAGGCACGAAAACAUUGUCAAACUGAUCGUGUUGAAGUGUCUUCGGCCCGAUAAAGUAGUGCCUGGAUUACAGCGCUUUAUCGUACAAAAUAUUGGCAAAACGUACGUCGAACCGCCACAGUUCAAUUUGGAAACAUCGUACCGGGAUAGUUCUCCCAGAAUCCCUCUAAUAUUUAUGCUAUCACCCGGUUCGGAUCCGAUGGACAACAUCUUUACGUUCGCCAACGCUCACUACAUGAGUGACGACUGCCGGGUGAUCUCACUUGGACAAGGUCAGGGUCCAAAGGCCACCAGAACUAUUCUCGACGCAAUCAAGCUAGGCUAUUGGGUCGUGCUGCAGAAUUGCCAUGUAGCGGAGUCGUACAUGGACGAGCUGGAGAAGAUUUGCAUGGACUCGAGCCUUUACGAAUCGGUGCAUCCAAAGUAUAGGCUAUGGUGCACGUCAUAUCCUAGCCGCCGUUUUCCGGUGUCCAUCCUGCAAAAUAGCGUGAAAAUGACAAACGAAGCUCCGAAAGGUGUGAAAAAUAAUAUGACACGCAUCUUCACCACGGAACCACUGUCUAACAAUACGUUCUACUCGGAUGCGUUCGAUGGAGAUCUCGGCAAGGUAUGGCUGCGUGGUGUCUUUUCGUUGGUAUUCUUCCAUGCUGUUGUACAGGAACGUUGCAAGUUCGGUCCACUGGGUUGGAACAUCCCGUACGAGUUCAACGAGUCGGAUCUUAAAAUUUCUCUGAUGCAGUUAAAGAUGUUCCUUAAUCAGUACCACAAGAUCCCGUUCGAGGGGCACAUUUAUCUUACGGGCGAGUGUAACUAUGGAGGGCGUGUAACAGACGACAAGGAUCGACGCUUGUUGAUGGCUCUUUUGAAUCGGAUCUACAACCAAGACACCAUCGACAUCGAUAACUUCCAGCUGACAGAGUCGGGACGCUACAAAGUACCGGAACUGCCGACUGCAAAAGAAGCACUAGCCUACAUCUCCACACUGCCAAUGAUCGCUCAUCCAGAGGUGUUUGGAUUGCAUGAAAACGCUGACAUCACACGCAACAUUGAUGAAACAUCGUCGCUUCUUGAUCGAGUUCUGCUCACCCAAACACACCUUUUCGCUGGAACAGCUUCAUCCGAUACGGAACAAAAAGAGGACCCGGUCCUGCUGCUCUGUACCGAAAUUGCCAAAAAGCUCCCCAACCUCUACGAUGUGGAUGCCGUCGCCGAACUGUACCCGAUCGAGUACGAAAACUCUAUGAAUACCGUGCUGCGCCAAGAGCUAACGCGCUUCAAUCGAUUGCUAGAGUACAUUAGGCUCAGUUUGGUCGACGUGCAGCGUGCAAUUAAGGGUCAGAUUAGCAUGAUACCGGAGCUGGAGAACAUCUAUCGCGCGAUGAAGAUCUCGCGUGUACCAAAGGCCUGGCUAUCGAAGAGCUAUCCUUCGCUAAAGCCGCUCGGUAGCUACGUGAACGAUUUCGUUCAACGGCUGGCAUUCUUCCAGCGUUGGAUCGACGAAGGAGAACCGAAUGUGUACUGGAUGAGUGGGUUCUACUUUACUCAGUCUUUCCUCACCGGUAUUAUGCAGAACCACUCGCGCAAAUUUAAGCUACGCAUCGACGAGCUGGUUAUGGAUUUUGAUGUGACCAGCUUUGAAUCGGACGAAGCCGUGAAAGAUUCCUCGGAAGUGGCUACAUUUGUUAAGGACAAACGACGCAUCAACGUAGACUACGUAAUGUUCGACGGUCUUUACCUGGAGGGUGCACGCUGGAAUCGGGAAAGCAUGCGGCUAGACGAGCCCCUGUCACGCAUCCUCUACGACACACUGCCCAUCAUCUCGAUGUCUCCAACACUGAAGACGGAAAAGAGUGGCCCAGAGCUACGACUUCGCUACGACUGUCCCAUCUACAAGACUAGUGAGCGACGUGGUGUGCUUUCUACCACCGGCCACUCAACAAACUUCGUCAUGUUCCUCGAGCUAGACACUGUUAUGCCCCAGGAGCAUUGGGUUCUUCGUGGAACCGCAUGUCUCUGUCAACUGGAUGACUGAAGACGACGAAACCAAUACUAACUAGUGUGCUUUUAAUCAUCUUUAUCAUUCAUUCAGCAGUUUUUUUUUGUGGCAUAUAUACAACAACCUAACCUAAAAAAUAAAUCUGUAGUCGUUUGAUCGAGCUCUUGUGGCUACACUUCGCUUAUCUUAUCACAACCGCCGUUACCUGGGAAGGGUACUCCGUACGUCCGUUAAACGGCGUAACAGGUACCCUAAGCGAGAACGCAUCGUACCCACGGAUGGGUUAGAGAGGUUUGUUAUCUUAUCUCCUGUAACGCUAUCCGCCGUGCGUUUGCCAAUCGCACACUGAUUACAGAACAUCGUUAGGGUGUACCCCGUUUCGUUGGAACAGGUCUUAUUGUGCUCCAACGCUUCAACGAGGAUUGAAUCCAUUAACAAACCUAAACCAAAACAGUUUGUGCUAAAGAAAGCAUUUAGUUGCAGCAGUGUACAAAAAGUUAUUUGCGCAUAUAAACAGUAGUUGCCCUAACGUAGUUUGAGGAA